Messenger RNA from Knipowitschia caucasica, 1320 nucleotides. Lineage: Eukaryota; Metazoa; Chordata; Actinopteri; Gobiiformes; Gobiidae. The record is from the annotation of a GenBank genome assembly.
AUGGCUGAAGUGUACAUUCGCGUGGCCGAGGAGGAAAAUGAGGAGCCGAUGGAGAUCCCCUCGGAGGAUGAUGGCACGGUUCUGCUGUCCACGGUAGCGGCACAGUUCCCCGGGGCGUGCGGCCUGCGGUUCCGGAGCCCUGUGUCCCAGUGCAUGAGGGGCGUGCGCCUGGUGGAGGGCAUCCUGCACGCCCCGGAGAACGGAUGGGGCAAUAUUGUUUAUGUCGUCAACUAUCCUAAAGAUAACAAGCGUAAAAUGGAUGAGACUGAUGCUUCCUCCGCUGUAAAAAUGAAGAGGGGAGACAUGAAGACGUCAGACCUCAUAGUUUUGGGUCUCCCCUGGAAAACCACAGAGCAGGACCUCAAAGACUACUUCGGCACAUUUGGAGAAGUCAUCAUGGUUCAGGUUAAGCGUGAGAGGGGCGGUAACUCAAAAGGCUUUGGGUUUGUGAGAUUUGCUGAAUACGAUGCACAAGAAAAGGUGAUCGCCCAGCGGCACAUGAUCGAUGGGAGAUGGUGUGACUGCAAACACCCAAACUCUAAGCAAGGUCCAGAUGAGCCUUUGAGGAGCAGAAAGGUGUUCGUGGGCCGAUGCACAGAGGACAUGACCACAGAUGACCUGCGGCAGUUCUUCAUGCAGUACGGAGACGUCACCGAUGUCUUCAUCCCAAAGCCUUUCCGUGCUUUUGCCUUUGUCACUUUUGCUGACGACCAGGUUGCCCAGUCUCUUUGUGGAGAGGACCUAAUAAUCAAAGGCAUCAGCGUCCACAUUUCAAAUGCUGAACCUAAACACGGCAAUAGGCAGUAUGACCGGUCCGCGGGUCGGUUUGGCAACGGCUUUGCCGCUCAAGCUUUUGGGGGCAACCGCAGCGGUAUAGGGAGCAGCACCAACAAUAGUCUGGCAAAUUUCGGUUCCUUCAACCUAAACCCAGCCAUGAUGGCAGCAGCGCUGCAGAGUAGUUGGGGGAUGAUGGGGAUGCUGGCAAGCCAGCAGCAAACAUCCAGCUCGGCAAACACCAGUAGUGGCACCAGCACCACCAGGGAUCAAGCCCAGAGCUUUACUACAGGAAACAACAACUAUGGCAGCACUUCAGCAGCCAGUCUGGGCUGGGGCACAGGUCGUCUGGGUGGGGUAUGUAAGAUAAGCGUUCGUAUGUUCACCUCUCUUCCAUUUCCCUGCGAGGAAGCUCCUCUUUGGCAGCAUUCUUGGGGUGAUAUCGUGUUCAUUGUCCCAUCUGUAAAUGCUAUGCCAUCACAGAACUCCACGUCGCAUGUUCUGAAAGACGGGACCUUGGGCUGUGCUGGUCGAGGUCUUGCCUGA